Fusarium odoratissimum NRRL 54006 is the source of this 372-nucleotide messenger RNA. RefSeq lists its product as uncharacterized. Bases 1 to 372 code for a protein of 123 amino acids. Lineage: Eukaryota; Fungi; Ascomycota; Sordariomycetes; Hypocreales; Nectriaceae. The record is from RefSeq and is a predicted model, not a curated record. The transcript has 3 exons.
AUGGCGCAGUCAACGUGGGAGGUUUCCGGUGAUAUGGAUGUCUCCCAGUGUAAGAGGGGAGUAGAACAAGCAAGAGGGGUUGUGAAGGGCAUGGCAUGUGCCUUGAUCGGGGUUAAGAGAACGCUGUAUGUCAUUUUACCUUGUCUACGAGAUGGAGGUUGGGUUGGUGAGGAUGAGGGAACCAUCAACGCAGCCGGAAAAGAGCAGUGCGGACACCGAGCCGAGAUUAUGGAGAAAUGCCAGACGCGUCAGGUUAAUAUCACCUUCCAGAUUGUUGCCUUUGAUUGUGACAGGCAGGUUGACGGCUACCUCCGAGAGCACAGCACAAACGACAGGCUUGCUGCCGAGUCAGAAUCGUCACAGGCGGAAUGA